AUGGUUUUAAAGGAUGAUAUUUCUAUGUAUAGUCUUAUAUUAGAAGAAUCUAUCACAACUAAAGAAAAAUUAUGCAACUUAAAUAAAAGAAAUACUUAUUGCAAAGGUCUCUUUACUGAAGGUCAUACUAAAAAGACUUAUAUAAAAAAAUGUAAUGGUAUAAAGGAUAAACUCAAAUAUUAUUAUCAUUUAGGAAAAACUUUAUUUACAGGAGAGUGGAAUGCAAGAAUAGAAACGGAAGAUUGCGAAAAUUAUGGAACGUUGUAUAUAGUUUUUCAAAAAAUUUGCUAUGAUACUGAAGAUAAUAUAUUGUUGAAAUUUAUAGGAAAAGAAACACUAUCUAAUCAACCGAUACAUAAUGAACCAAAACAUAAAUAUAUUUAUACCAAAUGUGUUGACACUCUUCUUGAAAAAUAUUCUACCAUAGUAAGCCCAAAAGAGGUUAUACAAAGAAAACAAGAGCAUAUCACUGGUUAUAAGGAAAAGAUAACAAGAAAUAACUGUUCAUUGUUAGACGCUUGUGACUAUUAUUUAUUACUCUGUCAUAACAAAACAACAGAGAAUCUUUGCAAGCCAAUAAUAAAAGAAUGCUCCGCAAAAGUUGAUCUAGAUAUGGAUUUCGUAAAGAACCUUUCUUUAGGCAAAUGCAGAUCAACAAAAAAAGAAAAUGGAGUUUUAUCACCGUAUAAAGCUCCAUAUCUUACUCCUCUUUUAACGUUUUUAUCUUCCCUAGGAAGAUCUACUCUUACUUUAGAGAAAAGAUGCAUGAAUUUUAUUAAAGAAAAUUGUAUGGCUUUUGAUGGUAUGUUUCCUAAUCUUCAUGCAUAUUGUGAAAGUAAACAAACUGAUGAAUGUAAAAAAUUGGAUAAAAAGAUGAAUACAACAUGUAUCAAUUUAAACAAAACAUUUGAAGAUUUAGGUCUUACUUCUACUAAUGGCGUUUGA
Molecule: messenger RNA, 945 nt
Organism: Pneumocystis jirovecii RU7
Lineage: Eukaryota; Fungi; Ascomycota; Pneumocystomycetes; Pneumocystales; Pneumocystaceae
Exons: 6
Coding region: 1-945 (314 amino acids)
Source: RefSeq, a predicted model, not a curated record